AUGAUCAGCACCACGAGAAUGGAGACCAUCCAACUGCCGCAUCUCCCGCCGACACACUGCUUGCACGCCGUUCUGUUCCAGGAUGUUGGGAAGGCUGCAUACCUGAGACAGCAGCUCUUGGAGGGAAAUCCGGACUUCGAAUAUGCUUUCCUCGAUGCCUCCGUUUUGCUUUCUCGCAAGCACGUGCUCGCCGCAUGCUGGAAAGCCAUAAAUGAUGAUCUACAGACCAGACUCAAGACGAGGAACGUCCACUCCGAGAUCGUAUUCGCACUCUCCACCAACAACAAUAUAGCAGAAUCAUUUCGCCGCUUCGGCAUUUCGGAAGACAGCAAAAACGUCUUGGCUAUCAAAGUUGGCUCCUCGGACGCCCAAGGUGCGAUACAGCAUCACCUGUUGGAGCAUGUAAAAGGCACUCCCGCACCUUUCAYAGACGAAGAACUAGCUGCAGUGCAUGAUCCUGCAAGAAUCAGGAAGAUCUACCGUGUAGAAGCUCCUCAAAAGGGCGAGGCGCUGGUAUUGGGAAAAGAAGCAGAAGCUUUCAUUAUUGGUAGCAUGGCUCUGAAAAGCAGCUGA
Molecule: messenger RNA, 573 nt
Organism: Ramularia collo-cygni
Lineage: Eukaryota; Fungi; Ascomycota; Dothideomycetes; Mycosphaerellales; Mycosphaerellaceae
Product: related to Protein cgi121
Exons: 2
Coding region: 1-573 (190 amino acids)
Biological process (GO): tRNA threonylcarbamoyladenosine modification; telomere maintenance via recombination
Cellular component (GO): cytosol; nucleus; EKC/KEOPS complex
Source: RefSeq, a predicted model, not a curated record